CCGUUUUUGAACCAAGAUAAAACCAAACAUCAGGGAUGCGCUGUUAGCAAAAUUAUCAUCAUCUGACUUUGCAAAGGUAAAAUGGAAAGUACAUCUGUAGCUUUGAAUAUAGAACUUCAGACCUUCCCAGGUUAUGAUGCCAUAUGUCUUUUAAAGAGGGACUUUCACACUAAGACAUUGUCUGAUGCAAACAGUUUUGCCACUUUUCUCCUGCUGUAACUAUCAAAUAUUUUUUUAAAGAGAUGCUUCUUUUCCUCACAACUUGGCUGCUUCUGUCUAAAAACAUUCUUUCUUCAUUGUGGGAUCAAGUUCAAGAGGAGGAAGCUGACAGGAAACUAUGUUGUUCUUUGUAAUCAUGAUGGGAGAUAGGAGUAAGGAGAAGACAUUUUUGUUAAAGGAUAGAGGAGAAUUCUUAGACUUCUUUCCACCUUGUUCCAAAUUGACCUAUAUUUCUGAAAUGCUUCUUGUGGUAUGGGUCAGAGCAGUCUCCUGGUCCAGACUACAGGGAGCUCUAACUUCUUGCUUACACAUCUGGAAGUGUAAAAAUCCUUGUCUAGUACAGGAUCAAUCCCUUAUGCUUGUGUAUGGGAGACUAUCAUCUGUAUUAUGCUCCACCUAUUUUCAUGUCUGUUUCCCAUUACCUUGUAUUUCUCAGCAUUGCAUAAAGUCACGUUUGGGUCUCUGAUCCUGCGUGUUCUAGGCACGUUAAUAUUACUCUAGAAGAGGGACUAGCCAUCUUUGGGUGGGAACUAAUAAUAGACUCAUGGAAAAGUACAUGAACCUAUCAACACUGUAAUGUUCUUUGCUACUGCAAGUGAAAGCCACGGGUCAGUUGAUUAGGUGAGACUUUAUUCCCCACAUACAUCUGCCUACUUUGAUACCACGAAACAGUUAUCUGUGCCAACCAAAAGGGUUUCAACCAAAGUUCUUGCCAAAGAUGUGUUGGUGGAGAUAUUGUGGGAUUUGUUAGGGAUAAGUGUAUUUAGGGUUAUUUAGGUUAUUGAAUCAAAUCAUGUGACUGAAUUUUUAAAGGGCAGGUUAACGUUAUGUCCAUUAGUAAUAGCUGUAGCUCAGAUCUCAUCUUCAAGACUCAUUCCCCUCUUCCCGUACUGUGUUGUAUUUAGAGAUGGAUUGGAUGUUUAUAUGGAUAGCAGGAAUAUUGGCUGUAAUAGACUAUGCUGCCCCCUAAAGGUGUUGGAAUGGGUAUAAAAUCUCAUGUUUAGGUCUUAAGACAAUCUCUACCUAUUAGGGGUUGAGAUGAGAUUUUCAUGUAGUCUGAUUAUCCCACAUCUGUCUGCUAUGGAGUUCUGACCUUCCUCUGAAGCAUUUGGUGCUGGCCGCUGCUAAGGACAGGAUAUUGGACUAGAUGGGCUGACCACAGGUCUGAACCAUUAUGGAAAUUCAUACGUUCUGUGAUUGGUGAAUUGAGUUUUCUCCUUUCUCUGAAGCAUAAGCUAUUGGCAACUGCAGGCUGCAAGGCCAGAUGGAGCUAUGGUCUGAUCUGGUGUGGCAAACUUUUCUUGUGUGCAGUAGACCUUUUACUUCAUUCACUCUAGGGCAACAUUGACCCAGAAGGCUUCAGGAAACUUGAAACUGGUUUCACCCAAAUGAGAAUAGAAUGAGCAAGGGAGACUCAAACCCAGCAGCAGUUCCACAUGCAGCUGAAGAUACUCAAGGAGAUGACAGGUGGAUGUCACAGCACAACAGAUUUGUCUUGGACUGCAAGGACAAGGAGCCCGACGUGCUGUUUGUGGGUGAUUCCAUGGUGCAGUUGCUACAGCAGUAUGAGAUAUGGCGAGAGCUUUUUUCACCCCUUCAUGCACUGAAUUUUGGGAUCGGUGGGGACACAACAGCUCAUGUUCUGUGGAGAUUGAAGAAUGGUGAAUUGGAGAACAUUAAACCCAAGGUCAUUGUCGUCUGGGUUGGAACAAAUAACCAUGAAAAUACAGCGGAGGAGGUAGCAGGUGGAAUCGAGGCCAUCGUGCGGCUGAUAAAUACCCGACAGCCACAGGCCAAAGUUAUUGUAUUGAGCUUGCUACCUCGAGGUGAGAAGCCAAACCCUUUGCGGCAGAAGAAUGCCAAGGUGAACCAGCUGCUAAAAGCCUCGCUCCCAAAACUCGCCAGCGUUCAGCUUCUGGACGUCAGUGGGGGCUUUGUGCACUCGGAUGGCGCCAUCUCGUGCCAUGACAUGUUUGAUUUUCUGCACCUGACGGGAGGGGGCUAUGCAAAGAUCUGCAAAGCCCUCCAUGAACUGAUCAUGCAGCUACUGGAGGAGACCCCUGAGGAGAAGCAAGCUGCUCUGGCCUGAUCAGCUAAUAUCAGUGUUCAACAUCAUCCCAGCCCCAUCAGAUCAGUUCUAUCACUGGCACUACAGAAUCCUUCUUUCUUAAAGCACUUUCCAUUGUAGAAUGUUACUGGAUGUUCGUGACUAGUGUUUUGAGGGGGAGGGCUAACGUCAAACUGGUCUUGUACAUAGAAGGGCAGGGCUAACUGGUUUUACUGCAGGAAGAAAUUAGCUCAAGAAGAUUUUUACUUUUAAACCAUUCCUCAUUUAAAAUGAGAACAAGACUGUCAUCUCUGUGCCCCUCUCAUGCAUUAUUGCUCUAUGGUGCCCCUACAUCCCUAUCAGCCUGACUCUAAUAACCCAUAUGCAGCUCUCGGUUUAGCUUUUCCCUUCCCUGGGGAUUAUACUUUGCAUUAGCUUGGGAACCAGAAUCGCAUUCCACUCACUAGAAACAAAACAGCUGCAUUUUUUCAAAACCCGUUCCCACCUUUAGAAGUUUUAUUUACUAAGGGUUUUUUUUUAAGAGACACUUGUUGCUUUCUGGCUUUGUUUUUGAAGCAGCACGAGACUAAAUGUAACUGGAAUUCAGAAAUGUAAAAAACCAAAGUAUUAGUUGAGCUGAACUCAUUUAACACUCCCAAAAUAUUGUUUUGUUUUACAAAGUCUGUUAGCUGUGACAAACUUCGUUCCGUUGUUGCUUGGACUGUGUGCCGUUUCUUUUGGGUGCUGUUGAUUAUCAUGUCUCCUAUAGAACCUGUUCUUUGUUUUGGUGUGUGUACAGUAUUGGAAGCUUUUAACAGUUCUUUGCUUUAGGAGCUUAGUUUUCCAGCAAACGUGAAACACAAGCCCAUCAGAAACGUAGAACUGACAUUUCAUCCCACUACGAGGGCUGUGCUACAGGAUUCUGUGCAGUGCUGUUCAUGUUCAUAGUUCCAAUUUUUUUAAAAUAUGACUGUUACGUCUGUUUUUUUAAUCCAUACUCAGGCCCUCUUUGCAAGGCCUGAACCAGUCUAAUGCUUUACGAAUUCUAAGGUGUAUAUUUCUUUAUUUCUUCUUCUGUUUUACUUGUACAAACAUUUUAUUCAGGCAAAUAAGGCCUUUGACAGUAAAGAAUUGAGUCAGUCUGUAGCUUUUUCCUCUCCUGGACACUGCCCCUUUCCCUUCCAGCAAAGGAAGUUAGUGCGGAGAGUGGACUGUUCACAGGGACUCUCUGUCUCACUAGAGCUUCUUAUACGAGAGCUAAUUAUAAUCUGUGUAAUGACUAUAUAAAAUUGUCAUUCAUUUAAAGGUGAACAGGAAAAAAAAUUCUUACCAAUAAGAAAUGCAGAGCCUUGCUACUUAAAAAUAAAAAUACUUUAACAAAGUUUAUUCUUCCUUGGCUUACCUACCACAAUUGGAGUUCAGCGGUGGUGGUAUCCCUCAUAAUGGUUCACAGCAUCACACACUAAAAUACAACAGCCAAUGCAGGCCUCUGCUCUGGUUGAAGUGUUCAUGAGGUCUGCAACCUUCAACUGUCAUGCUACUUUUUGGCAGGCAAAUGAAAGAGGAACCGAUUUUUGUUUUACAUUUUUGUUAAACAGGAGAUCUACCUAGAUUGCUUUUUCCACCCCACUACAAAAAGAAGUACGUAUGUAGUGUAUAUAGCCUGUUUGCCCUUUUAUUCUAGUAAAAGGUUCUGUUUAAGGCAGGCUUUAAUCUAGCAUUAAGGAAUACGUUUAUGUCCCCGUCACGCUUCUGCUGCUGCUGUAGAAUUUGUCAUAGCAGGAUUUCUGCCUGGAUUGCAUGCAUAGCACGCGUGUGCGUCUCCGGUAUAUGUGAUCCACACAGAGAUGUGGAGGAAAGCUGAAGAAUCCCAUUUCCCAAAAAUAAAGGUUCAAGUCUGAUAGUGUUCAGUGGGAAAGUAAUAGUUCUGGUCUUGUCUCCCCAGGCCAGCGCGAGUUGGGGGAGUGCUCCAGGGCCCUGUCAACCUGUUUGUUAGUAGCACCACUUCCUUCCCCUCCAACAGCUUGAAACAUUAACUGUGGAAACAUCCUUCAGCUCUGCUUAAAGAAUGGAGGCCUCAGCACAGGAACUUGAGGGUGUGGAGGAGAGAGAGCAAGCAGAUUUUAAAACAAAGGUUGGUAAGAGAAGAUUUGGCAGGGUGGUAUGGGCCCACCUGUAGCAAGAGUAUGGGGAUGAAACAGGACUUCGGUCUCUGCUAGUUUUUGAGGGUUGUAGGCUUUGCUUGAAAGGUACCAUGUUUGUUUGACCCAUGGACUAAAUGUCUCUCCGUGGUGUUGCCACACUGGUAAGACAGCUACUUGCUGGCAAUCCAGUUAUUUUGAUAGAAAGCUCUAACUUUUUGUAACAGUGCAGUGUGUUUACAGCUGAGGCCAUCUUCAGCUGUGAGCUAGAGCCCCUUGCUUAGAUGCUGAUUGCAGUGGUAUGGGUCUGGCCUGUUGAAUACACAUCUGUUGGGCUGAGGUAGAGUAGCUCAGGUGGUUCUCCAUGCUCAAGGUUGUCUUGCUGAGGUGCCAUGUUGCUUAUGCAUGAGUCAGCGUUCACCGCCUUUCAUCUCUAGUCUGCAUUGUGUCUUUCCCAGCUGCAUUAACCAUGUCUGUGUGGCCAUGGCAGCGGCUGCUGUGGACAGGAAGGGCAGCUUCUAUCUGGGACAUUGAAGCUACUGUCCUGUUGCCACCAUCUAGCAGUGAUCAGGCCAUAUCCCAGUGUAACCACAUAUCCGUUGGAGAGGGCAAGGAGGAAAUUUUUUUUUCUCAUUGUACCAAAAUUAGAGCCUGGUCCUGAGAAGUGCUGAGUAUUUGCAGUUUCAACAGGAGGGUGCUUGCCAUCUCUGGGGAUCAGGCCCAGCACACCCCAGUCUGGGUGUCUUUGUAGCCUUUAUGACUUCUUCCAUUGUAACUGGCUGAUUGUGAAAGAACUGACCCUUCUGAACUUUUAAUUUUUUAAACUAAUCUAGUUACCGUUUACAGUUGUAUGCUGAAGCCUGGAAUCUUGUUUGUGCUGUGGUGUAUGAGCAUUGCCAAUUUGAUAUUUAUUGCAGUGAAGAAAAUGCAAAGGAAAAGGUGUGAAAGGAAGGAGAGAGUCCUUGUCUCUGAACUCGUAUGUGGGUGCAAGCAAGGGGACUCCAGGUGCAGGCUGGGGGACCUCAAAGGCUGGAGCUUGCACAGUAUGUAAAAUCCAAUUACAGCCCUGCUUCAUGGGGACCUUCCUUGGGGAGCUGACUGAACCUUCCCCAGGAAACGCUGUGAUUCUGCUUUGGCAAAAUUGCAUUGACUGGUAGAACUCACUAUAUGUUUACUGCCUAUUUCAAUAUAAAUGUAAAUGUUUCACCCCAA
Molecule: messenger RNA, 5619 nt
Organism: Chelonoidis abingdonii (Abingdon island giant tortoise)
Lineage: Eukaryota; Metazoa; Chordata; Testudines; Testudinidae
Gene: PAFAH1B2
Product: platelet activating factor acetylhydrolase 1b catalytic subunit 2
Cellular component (GO): cytoplasm
Molecular function (GO): platelet-activating factor acetyltransferase activity
Source: RefSeq, a predicted model, not a curated record